This is a messenger RNA of Colletotrichum abscissum, 408 nucleotides long. RefSeq lists its product as uncharacterized. Lineage: Eukaryota; Fungi; Ascomycota; Sordariomycetes; Glomerellales; Glomerellaceae. The transcript has a single exon. Bases 1 to 408 code for a protein of 135 amino acids. The record is from RefSeq and is a predicted model, not a curated record.
AUGGCUGCUUCCCUGACCAUUCUGGAAGUCGAUCACGCUAUGGCGGACCUUGACCAAACUGAGAUCUGCCAGCUCAAGGACGCUCUGGACCGAGCUGAAAUUAUUCUCAACCGCCUUGAGGAGCUGAAAGAUGUCGACCAGACGCAGAUAAUCCAGCUACAGGCCCAUAUCGACGAGCUGGGGGAGACGAUCGUGGCCUUACGAGAGGAGAACAGUUGUCUCAAGGAGCAGAACCAGGGCAUUCUCGGCAGUACCCAAGAGCCCUGCCAGCCGGUUCAGGAGCCCGAGGAUGUCGCUGUCGAUCUGGAAGACUUGAAUAUGGAUGACGCCGUUAAGGACGGCUACCUCUCUGUCUCUGACAGCGGAUUCGAAGAUGUUAGUUCUGAGACCGGUUCCGAUUCUUUUUGA